GCCCGGGAAAAUAAUACGAUUAGACCCAGAUGUCCGGCGAUUUCGAAGUUUUUUUCUGGGGUUAGCAAUUUAAGUGUUGAUAUCUGCUUAACAACAUCCAAGUGAAGUUCUAAUUUCAAAAUGCCUCCCAAAUUGUCAAAAAAGCAGAAGAAGAUGUUGGCACUGGAAAUGGCUGAUAAAAAGAAACAGGAAGCAGAGAAAGAAAGGAUCAUGCUUAUACAGAAUGAGAAGCUGCGUAUUGAGCAGGAUAAGAAAGCAGCAGAGGAAAAGGCAGUGAAGGACCUGGCAGAGCAGAAUGUUCGCCUGACACAGCUGAGUGAUACACAGAGCAUGUUUGCUCACUUUGAGGGACAGACAUGGCUUGCAGAAACCAGGGCUAAAGAGUUGGAUGAGUGGGAGCAGUACAUGAAAUGUGAUGGUCUACCAGAUCCUGCUAAUGUCCCACAAAUGAAUACAUUCCUUUAUUUGUGGAAGCAGGAAGAUGAUGACAUAGAAACUGUUGUCAAGAAGACAGACAUCAUUCUUGCUCUCCUUAAUAAACUUGAAGAACUGAUAGACAUGCCUACUGGAGUUAGCGGUCGCCAAGUAGAACACUGGAAAGAGGUGAGGAAUGACUUCCGUGCAGAGCAGCAGCGCCAUCUGGACAAUGCCUGCUACAAGCUGUUGAGCAACAUGGAACAAUCGAUGACACUGACAGGGCUGAAUGAGGCAAGCUUCCGCAUCAAAUCAAGUCACUUGCUACUGCUCCUGUGGGCUCUGCUGCCAUUGCCACGAGGUCACGCUCCACCACCAGAUGAGCCCAAGCCCAUAAAGACGUGCGAGAUGAGUGAGCUCGGGUUGCUAGUGCAGUUGCCAGGGUCUUUGGCAGAUGUGGACCUGGUGGUGCGGGGCUUGCAUGUCAACUACGACCACUAUUCUGACCUGAGUCCUUCCUGUGAGCUGAAGCAACAGUUCGAUGUUAAGCCUAACGAUCUCCUUUCUGUGGUCAUUCAAGAAUGGGAACAAAAAGCUGCACUGCAGCUGAAAGUGGAUGAAGAUAUGGCAGAUCAUACUAAGCAACGCUGUGAGUUACUAGCUAAAAUGACAGCUGUCCCAUCACCACCAAAAACACCAUCUUCUGGCAAAGGAUCAAAGUCAGCUCCUGACCCUCAAGUAGACCAGCCUAACUAUGUCAAGAUGCUCCAGGAGAUGCCUCCAGUAAAAACAGCAUCACAGCGCUUCCAGGAAGCUGAAGACGAGGACGAAAAAAUGAUGAAGGAGAGUCUUACAUAUGUGGGACAACCCAGUGAACUGAAUCUUCGUAAGUUUGUCAUUCUUUCGGGAGUGCUACAUGUUGAUGUCAUUAAACAGUUACCUCAACCCCAGAAACUGCCGCAUGGGUGGAGUAUUCAUAUAGUGCCCUUACCAGCACAGCUACAACCAGUGGACUUUUGGGCUAGGUACCAACCACCACCACCACCAGAACCAGGGCAGAAGCGACUUCCAGAAGAUAUUGAAGCUGAGCUCAGAAAGCAAGAGCAAGAGUUGAAUGAACUUGCUCUCAUAAGUAUAGAGCUACCUGAUAAUGUUCUUUGGUUUGAACCACCAACUGUGGUCAGGUGGGAUGGUGAGAAAGGUUUCUGGUCAACUGAAGACUGUCAUGACACGAAGUUUAAUGAAGAUAAGCAGGUUAUAACAUUUAGGCUUGGGAGGUUUGGUCCAAUAGGCCUUGCUGCUUAUCGUUAUUUUAACCUCCCAUACCAGUCUUGGGAAAUGAAACCUGACCUCAAGAAUGGAGGAAUAAUAUUGAGCAUAACAGCUACAGUUGUCAUUGUGGAGUUUCAUAUAAAGGGGGACAAGGUGUGCUUAAAUGCCCUGCAGAAUGGUGCAACUAAUGCUCUGCAAGAUAUUGUUGGGACAUACUUCAAACCAUAUUUUCUAAUUAAGGCAAACCACAGUACUCUGCAUGCAACACCUUUGAAAGCCACCCUUGUUGACUGCACCGAGUUCAGCCAGUCAUUUGUAUCAGAAGUAGUUCCUGGCCUAAAGUUUUAUGCAGAUCUUUAUCACUUGCUGCAACAUCAGGCGUCACCACAGGCCAAAAAAAUAAUGAAGGAUGUUUCCUAUUCUCAAGUGCACACGGUGCAUGAAAUGCUGCAAAAAACAAGAGUGCUCAGCUAUUCAUGA
This is a messenger RNA of Schistocerca serialis cubense, 2166 nucleotides long. RefSeq names its product dynein axonemal intermediate chain 7-like. NCBI's taxonomy places the organism in Eukaryota, Metazoa, Arthropoda, Insecta, Orthoptera, Acrididae. The transcript has 16 exons. Gene Ontology annotation, molecular function: microtubule binding; beta-tubulin binding. Gene Ontology annotation, cellular component: axoneme. The coding region runs from base 121 to 2166 and encodes 681 amino acids. The record is from RefSeq and is a predicted model, not a curated record.